UGGCGAGCAGGCAGCUCGGGACGGAGCGGGGCUCCCGGGAAGCCUCGAGGGGGCGGCUGCGCUCUGGGGGACUCCACGGGGGUCGCCAAGGGACCGAGAGCCACUACCCGAGGAGCCCUGGGACCAGGAGGAGGAAGCCAGGGACACAAGUGUCCUGGACAGUCCCCGGGAAGACGGAGCCCCGAGAGAAGGUGUCUCCAGCUGGACACAGGAACCGGCCGACCGGGGACCCCCGUUGGACACCAUAGCACUGAACGAGGAUGGAGGACGGGGAGUACAACUCCUCGCUCCCCUACGACGACGAGUACCUGGAUGACCUGGGCCCCGUGUUGGUGCUGGACGACCACCCUCCCCCGGAGGCCAGGGUGACCCGGGUCCUGGUGGUGGUGAUCUACAGCCUCGUCUGCCUCCUGGGCAUCCUGGGCAACGGCCUGGUGAUCGUCAUCGCCACCUUCAAGAUGAAGAGGACGGUGAACAGCGUGUGGUUCCUCAACCUGGCCGUGGCCGACUUCCUCUUCAACGUCUUCCUGCCGCUGCACAUCACCUACGCCGCCCUGGACUACCACUGGGUGUUCGGCASGGCCAUGUGCAAGGUCAGCAGCUUCCUGCUCAUCCACAACAUGUACACCAGCGUCUUCCUGCUCACCGCCAUCAGCCUGGACCGCUGCGUCUCCGUGCUGCUCCCCGUCUGGUCCCAGAACCACCGCAGCGUCCGGCUGGCCUAYGCGGCCUGCGUGGUCAUCUGGGUCCUGGCCUUCUGCCUGAGCUCCCCGUCCCUCGUCUUCCGGGACACCGCCAGCCUGCACGGCAAGACCUCCUGCUUCAACAACUUCAGCCUGUCCGCCGCCGGCCCGGCCGGCCGGGUYGGGUCCAGCCCACACGUGCUGGUGACCGUCACCCGCUUUCUGUGUGGCUUCCUGGUCCCCGUCCUCGUCAUCACGGCCUGCUACCUCACCAUCGUCUGCAGGCUGCGGCGCCACCGCCUGGCCAAGACCAAGAAGCCCUUCAAGAUCAUCGUCACCAUCAUCGUCACCUUCUUCUGCUGCUGGUGUCCCUACCACACUCUCUACCUGCUGGAGCUACACCACACUGUCCUGCCUGGCCCCGUCUUCAGCCUGGGCCUGCCCCUGGCCACRGCCCUCGCCAUCGCCAACAGCUGCAUGAACCCCCUUCUGUACGUCUUCAUGGGCCAGGACUUCAAGAAGUUCAAGGUGACGCUCUUCUCCCGCCUGGUCAACGCUCUGAGUGAGGACACGGGCCACUCCUCCUUCCCCAGCCACAGGAGCUUCACCCGGAUGUCGUCAGUGAAYGACAAGUCUUCGGUGAACGAGAGGGAGACCAGCAUGCUGUGAGCCUCACCUGGGAGACCCGCAGCGGUCACUCCCAGCCCAGGGGUGCCCAGGGGUGCCCCGGGGACGCACCUUCUGAAGACCAAGGCAGGUACCUCCUGACUGCACCUUGAUGGAUACUCGCUGCAUUUUGCGUAGGGGUGAACCGUGUUUUGAAUCCAGGGUGGGGAACCCCUGUCUCUGAGUGGCAUGGGAGACAGAGCAGGCCAUGUCUCACAUGGACCUUGGACCAGCACCCUGAGCUUCAAGGGAGAGCAGCCUGGACCCACCCAGAGCAGCCAAGGAAGGAUUCUCAAAAGCACCCCCAUGAAAUGAGAUUGGCCUAAGGCUGUGGUAUUCAGCUGCCUACUGGGUACCCCAGGAAUACCCCGGGUCCUCUCCAAAGUCCCUGGAGGGAGCAGGAGAGGUCAGGGGGAACCUAGCGUGAAGCAGCUGACGCUCCGUCCCCCGAGAUCCUGGCCCUGCAGUGUCCCUCCGGGUGAGGCCUGUGGAAAGGCACAGGAUACUGACUGGAGUGACAGAUGCCUCUAACCGUGAACUUGACUUUGAGAGGAGUUGAGAAGAUGGAGACGAGGUCCGCAGGGCUUUGUGGAUUCUGGCAAGGUCCACACCAGGGAGCCUGCAACCGGGACUGGGGUCUGUGGAAAGGCAGAGCAAAGACUGACCAAGGCGUGGGCACGGCAGCUGGCCCCAGAGCUCCCCACGGUGGGGCACAUCAGCCCGCCCAGGGGUGGGGGUGGCGGUGGGGACCUGGGUGCUACCUGGCAGGACAGCCUGCAAGCUGCCUUCCCGAACCACGAACCUGAGACGAAGGCAAACAGCUCCCGUGUGUGCACUCCUUGUGUGGCUUAUUCUCUCCUUCCUUUGGCGGGAAGUGACAUUGUCCCACUGACAAAUGACAGAGCMGAGGCUCUGAGGAAGGAAGCCAGGCACCCAGCACCACACACGGCCUCACAGUGGCAGAGAUGCGAUCUGCCCCAGGCUCUGCCUCCAGAGGCUCCCCUCUGGUAUGGAGAAUUGGUCUGUUGAGGAGAUUCCAGACCAUCACGUGGCCCAUGUUCAGCGUCCAUGAGAUAUUUACUCCCCACGGUGGCCCUGARCUAGGCACAGUGGUGAUUUCCCUUUUGCAUAUGAGGAAUCUGCAGCUCAGAGAGGUUAAGGGACUUGCCCAGGGUCACCCAGCUAGUUUGCUGGAGGCUGGAUUGGAACCUCAGUUUGCUGGGUUCGAACAAGGCGGCAGAGGCAGGAAGGAGCUAGAGAGGUGGGGGUGCUGCUGGGGGUUGAGCCCAGGGGCGCUUUACCACCGAGCUACAU
Urocitellus parryii (Arctic ground squirrel) is the source of this 2663-nucleotide messenger RNA. Lineage: Eukaryota; Metazoa; Chordata; Mammalia; Rodentia; Sciuridae. The record is from RefSeq and is a predicted model, not a curated record.